Molecule: messenger RNA, 7727 nt
Organism: Cercocebus atys (sooty mangabey)
Lineage: Eukaryota; Metazoa; Chordata; Mammalia; Primates; Cercopithecidae
Gene: SCAF11
Product: SR-related CTD-associated factor 11
Exons: 15
Coding region: 353-4747 (1464 amino acids)
Biological process (GO): spliceosomal complex assembly
Molecular function (GO): RNA binding
Source: RefSeq, a predicted model, not a curated record
CUUAGCGCGCCGACAGUGAGCCAAGCGAGCGAGGGAAGGGAGGAGGAGGGAGACGCGCGGGGAGGGGAGGGGAGGGGAGGGAGGAGGCUAGACAAGGCGGGGGAAGGGGGAGUAGCGGUGGCGCAAGUCGCGCGGAGCAGCGCAACCCGGGUCGCUCCCUGCUUCGCCGCCGCCUCCGGACCGAGCCAGCGGAGUCAGUGUCCCAGAGACCCUAUAACACCACAAAGCGGACGAAGGAGUCCAUGUUGGGGAACUUGUUGGCGGAGUGACUGGGACCUGGGAACCUGCUGUGUGGCCGCGGCCGGACCGAGCGCCUCGACCUCGGCCUGAGGAAACCCUUUUCUAAAGAGAAAUGAAGAAGAAAACUGUAUAUACCCUAAAUAUGGGAGAUAAGAAGUAUGAAGACAUGGAAGGUGAAGAAAACGGAGAUAAUACUGUUCCUACUGGUCUGUUGUACAGUGAGGCUGACAGAUGCCCAAUAUGUCUUAAUUGUCUAUUAGAAAAGGAAGUUGGUUUUCCAGAAAGCUGUAAUCAUGUCUUCUGUAUGACUUGUAUUCUUAAAUGGGCAGAGACACUGGCUUCAUGUCCUAUUGACCGUAAACCUUUUCAGGCAGUGUUUAAAUUCAGUGCAUUGGAAGGUUAUGUUAAGGUUCAAGUAAAAAAACAGCUGAGAGAAACAAAAAACAGGAAAAAUGAAAACUCAUUUGAGAAACAGUUCUCCUGUCAUGAAAAUUCUAAAAGCUGUAUAAGAAGAAAAGCCAUCAUAAGAGAAGAUCUAUUAAGUGCAAAAGUUUGUGAUUUGAAGUUGAUACAUAGAAACUCUUUAUACAGUGAAACAGGAGGAGAGAAAAAUGCAGCAAUAAAGAUAAAUAAGCCUCAGAGAUCAAAUUGGAGUACAAAUCAGUGCUUCAGAAAUUUUUUCUGCAAUAUGUUUUCUUCUGUUAGUCACCCUGGAGAAUCUUCCUUUACCUCCUAUAGAGCUUAUUGUACAGAAUUUAUAGAAGCCAGUGAAAUCAGUACAUUGAUUAGGCAGAAGAGACAUGAACUGGAAUUGUCAUGGUUUCCUGAUACAUUACCUGGAAUUGGAAGAAUUGCUUUUAUACCCUGGAAUGUUGAAACAGAAGUCCUUCCUCUCAUUUCUUCUACAUUGCCAAGAACUAUUUUUCCAACAAGUACCAUAUCUUUAGAACAUUUUGGUACUUCUUGCAAAGGAUAUGCAUUAGCACAUCCUAAAGAAGGGGAAGAAAAGAAGCAAACUUCUGGUACAUCAAAUACCAGAGGAUCAAGACGGAAACCUGCAAUGACAACUCCUACAAGGAGGUCUACACGUAACACAAGAGCCGAAACAGCCAGUCAGUCUCAGAGAUCCCCAAUAUCAAACAAUUCUGGGUGUGAUGCCCCAGGUAACAGUAAUCCAUCUUUAAGUGCUCCCUCUUCAGCUGAGUCAGAAAAGCAAACAAGACAGGCUCCAAAACGGAAGUCUGUAAGAAGAGGAAGAAAACCACCUUUACUGAAAAAGAAACUUCGGAGCUCUGUAGCUGCCCCUGAAAAAUCAUCUUCCAAUGAUUCAGUAGAUGAAGAAACAGCAGAAUCUGACACAUCACCUGUGUUAGAAAAAGAGCACCCAUCAGAUGUAGACAGUAGUAACAUUUGUACUGUGCAGACACAUGUAGAAAACCAGUCUGCUGAUUGCUUGAAAAGUUGCAAUGAGCAAAUAGAAGAAAGUAAGAAGCAUACUGCAAAUCAUGAUACAGAGGAAAGAGUAGAAUCUUCAUCUUCUGAGUCUUGUGCUCAGGAUCCUCCUAUGCUAGUUGGUGAGGAAGGGGAAGUUAAAAAACUUGAGAAUACAGGUAUAGAGGCUAAAGUUUUGUGUUUGGAAAGUGAGACUUCUAAAAAUAUUUUUGAAAAAGGAGGUGAUCCAUUGGAAAAGCAAGACCCGAUAUCUGGACUUUCAGAAUCAGAGGUAAAGGCAGAUAUAUGUACAGUUCAUCUUCCAAAUGAUUUUCCUACAUGUUUAACAUCUGAAAGCAAAGUGCACCAACCUGUAUCUAGUCCCCUAAGUGAGCUAUCUGAGAAUGUAGAGUCAGUGGUUAAUGAAGAAAAAAUGACAGAGAGUUCCAUAGUAGAAGUUACUGAACAUAAAGAUUCUACACUAAAAACAGAGGAGCUUAUAGAGAGCCCCAAGUUAAAAUCUUCUGAGGGUGAAAUUAUACAAACGGUGGACAGACAAUCUAUUGAGAGCCCAGAGGUUCAAUUGCUUGGGCAUGUUGAAACUGAAGAUGUAGAAAUAAUUGCAACAUGUGAUACUUUUGGGAAUGAAGAUUUCAAUAAUGUUCAAGACUCUGAAAAUAAUUUAUUAAAAAAUAAUCUUAUGAACACCAAAUUGGAAAAAUCUUUAGAAGAAAAGAAUGAAUCGCUGACCGAACAUCCUAGAUCUACAGAGUUGCCUAAAACACACAUUGAACAGAUUCAGAAGCAUUUUAGUGAGGACAACAAUGAAAUGAUACCUAUGGAGUGUGAUUCAUUUUGCAGUGACCAAAAUGAAUGUGAAGUUGAACCAUCUGUAAAUGCUGAUCUUAAGCAAAUGAAUGAAAAUUCUGUGACACACAGUUCCGAAAAUAAUAUGCCAUCUUCUGAUCUUGCAGAUGAAAAGGUUGAAACUGUUUCUCAACCAUCUGAAAGCCCAAAAGAUACCAUAGAUAAAGCCAGAAAGCCUCGUACUCGAAGAUCUAGAUUUCAUUCUCCAUCUACAACUUGGUCUCCCAACAAAGACACCCCACAAGAAAAGAAGCGGCCCCAGUCUCCAUCUCCCAGAAGAGAAACUGGGAAAGAAAGCAGGAAGUCUCAAUCACCAUCUCCUAAGAAUGAGUCAGCCAGAGGCCGGAAAAAAUCCCGUUCUCAGUCCCCAAAAAAAGAUAUUGCAAGAGAAAGGAGACAAUCUCAGUCUCGGUCUCCAAAAAGGGAUACUACUAGGGAAAGCAGAAGAUCUGAAUCACUGUCACCAAGAGGAGAAACUUCUAGAGAGAACAAAAGAUCUCAGCCAAGAGUGAAAGAUUCCUCCCCAGGAGAAAAAUCCAGGUCCCAGAGCAGAGAACGAGAAAGUGAUAGAGAUGGGCAGAGGAGAGAGAGAGAGAGGAGAACCAGAAAGUGGUCUAGGUCCAGAUCUCAUUCUAGGUCCCCCUCAAGAUGUAGAGCAAAAAGUAAGAGUUCAUCGUUUGGUAGAAUUGACAGAGAUAGUUACUCUCCCCGGUGGAAGGGAAGAUGGGCAAAUGAUGGUUGGAGAUGUCCACGAGGAAAUGAUCGGUACAGAAAGAAUGACCCAGAGAAACAGAAUGAAAAUACAAGAAAAGAAAAAAAUGACAUCCAUCUAGAUGCUGAUGAUCCAAAUUCUGCUGACAAACAUAGAAAUGACUGUCCCAGUUGGAUAACAGAAAAAAUAAACUCUGGGCCUGAUCCAAGAACCAGAAAUCCAGAAAAGUUGAAAGAGUCUCACUGGGAAGAAAAUAGAAAUGAAAAUUCAGGAAAUUCUUGGAAUAAAAACUUUGGUUCUGGUUGGGUAUCUAACCGUGGUAGAGGCAGAGGCAACCGUGGCAGAGGCACUUACAGAAGUAGUUUUGCCUAUAAAGAUCAGAAUGAAAAUAGGUGGCAAAAUCGAAAACCACUCUCAGGGAAUUCAAACAGUUCAGGGAGUGAAUCUUUCAAGUUUGUGGAACAGCAAUCCUAUAAGCGGAAAAGUGAACAGGAGUUCUCAUUUGAUACACCAGCAGAUAGAUCUGGAUGGACAUCUGCAUCUAGCUGGGCUGUGAGAAAGACUUUGCCAGCAGAUGUACAAAACUACUACUCGCGACGAGGCAGAAAUUCUACAGGUCCACAGUCUGGAUGGAUGAAACAAGAGGAGGAAACAUCUGGACAGGAUUCUAGCCUAAAAGACCAAACAAACCAGCAAGUUGAUGGUUCUCAGCUACCUAUAAAUAUGAUGCAACCACAAAUGAAUGUAAUGCAGCAACAAAUGAAUGCACAACACCAGCCUAUGAAUAUCUUCCCAUAUCCAGUGGGUGUUCAUACUCCUUUGAUGAACAUCCAGCGCAAUCCAUUUAAUGUUCAUCCUCAGCUACCCUUGCAUCUCCACACAGGAGUGCCCCUCAUGCAGGUAGCCGCUCCUACCGGUGUAUCUCAGGGAUUACCACCACCACCACCUCCUCCCCCACCAUCCCAACAAGUCAACUACAUUACUUCACAACCAGAUGGAAAGCAAUUGCAGGGUAUUCCUAGUUCUUCUCAUGUAAGUAAUAACAUGAGUACACCAGUUUUGCCUGCUCCAACAGCAGCCCCAGGAAAUACGGGAACGGUUCAGGGACCAAGUUCUGGUAAUACUUCGUCAUCAAGUCACAGCAAAGCCUCUAUUGCUGCUGUAAAAUUGGCAGAAAGCAAAGUAAGUGUUACAGUGGAAGCCAGCGCAGAUAGCUCGAAGACAGACAAGAAAUUGCAAAUUCAAGAAAAAGCAGCACAAGAGGUAAAAUUGGCCAUUAAGCCAUUUUACCAAAAUAAAGAUAUCACCAAGGAAGAAUAUAAAGAAAUUGUACGGAAAGCAGUAGAUAAAGUUUGUCAUAGUAAGAGUGGAGAAGUAAAUUCUACUAAAGUGGCAAAUCUGGUUAAAGCCUAUGUAGACAAAUACAAAUAUUCACGGAAGGGGAGCCAAAAGAAAACUCUGGAAGAACCUGUGUCUACUGAAAAAAACAUAGGCUGAAAUGGGGAACGCUGUCAAAGACAUUAUCAGGAUAUCUGCAAAGUGCAAUUUCAACAUGUACCAUUAACUGAAAAUCAUACAUAACUGUGAUUGAAAUUUGGUUUUGAUAAAAUUAUUUUUUUAACAUAGGAUAUGAUGUUUUGUUCUAAAUAAAUAUAGGUCUGCACUGCAACUUCUGUAUCCUUCCUUCCCCUCCAACCUCCCCCACAAAAUUCAAGGGAAAGUAAAGUGUUGAAAGGAAUGUGCAUCUUUACUAGGACUGUGUUAUAGUGUGGAUACUGAAAGAUGUAUAGCUUUUUGAUUAGAGCAAUGGAGUGCAUAAAUUAGAAACUUCUAAGUGCACUGGUUUUCAAAGAGAUAUAUAUAUAAAAUGCAUUUAUUCUGUCAGGUUAAAAUAUAAAGUAUGAUCUUUAUGAUUGAUUUUUUCCCUCUAAUUAUAGAAAGUUAAAUAAUGUAUUACCAUGAAAAAUGUUUCUAAUAUUAAAUAGAACAUAUCAGUUGCAGAGUUCCUAAUGUGUAUUUUUAAAGUACAUAUCUGAAUAAAUUGCCUAGAUAGAAAAAAAUUAUCACAUGAGUAAAAUUUAGUGUUCAAAACAUUGAGACACUCUUCACCUAUUGUAUGACCAAAUAAAGGUUAUGCUGCUUGUUUUUCUUUUGUGCCUUUUUUUACCCUGAAUUGAGAUAAGCAGUUUGACUUACUAGAUUACAACUUUGGCAGUUCAAAGUCUUUGUUGAAGACUUUGAAGAAAAAGAUUUGGAAAAAUUGUUGACUUUCGGCCGGGCAUGAUGGCUCACGCCUAUAAUCCCAGCAUUUUGGGAGGCCGAGGCGGGUGGAUCACCUGAGGUUAGAUCAUCGAGACCAGCCUGGCUAACAUGGUGAAACCCCGUCUCUACUAAAAAUACAAAAAUUAGCCAGGCGUGUUGGUGCAUGCCUGUAAUCCCUGCUAUUCAGGAGGCUGAGGCAGGAGAAUCAGUUGAACCCAGGAGGCAGAAGUUGCAGUGAGCCGAGACCGUGCCAUUGCACUUCAGCCUGGGCAACAGGAGCAAAUCUCCGUCUCAAAAAAAAAAGUGUUGACUUUGUAGAAAUUAUGUUCUUUCGUAGUAUCUUCUUCUACCCAUUGCAGAUGAUAAAUUAUUUGUGCCAAUUUGAGAAUUGCUAUUAAGCUGUUAUCCUCCCUUCCUUGGGACUAAGAAUUACAAGACUCAUGGCACUGGCAUAAAGUCGUUGUUUAAUCACUGAUGAAAUUAUUUUCACACUUGUUACAAUGAAUGAAGUGUUAAUUUGGUGAUCAGGUGGUAGCCAUUAGCCAUGUUGCAGAAUUCUAAAAUUCUAGCCAAUGAAACCUGUGUUUUAGAAAUGCAGAGGAAAAUUGAAUAAUGGAGUCUUGGUUAGCCUUUCAGGGACUAGGGAUUUGUUUUUUUGUUUUGUUUUUUUGUUUGUUUGUUUUCCUCUUUUUAGUACUAGAAUAUCUCAGUUUUUAUAAAAGGUAAGUUUAAAAUGUUUAUCGUGCCAUUAUUUUAACUGGCAUCUUGAAAGAACAAUGCAUUUUCUCCAUGAUAAACUCUGAUUCCAGUAGGAAUUUUCAGUACAUACCAAGUACCUGGAAAGUUCUUCAGAUAAGUUAAUGGAUCCAAGGAGAUACAUGCCUCCAUGAGAUAAACUGACCCUUUUACUAGCUAAACUAGCCAGAGCAAUACUCUGUAGAACUGUGCUUUUCUAAAGUAAGGAUUAUCUGUUUCUCAAUUUUACGUGCAUAAUACUUUUCCUGGUGCUAGCUUUGAUAGGCAAAAUAUCUUGAAAUGUUGGCCCCAUAAUGAUUGUGCUAGUUCAUAAGCUUUGUUAAGUUAUGAGUGUAAUCAUAAAAAUAUUUCCAAGCAGUUUUUGACCUUCAUUCUACAUUUCUGGGCAUUUGUAAUAUGGUAUUCUACUGGUAUAUAUUUUUAAAGUUUGCAUUUAGAUUAUGAUAAAGAAAUUUCAAGUGUAUUUCUUCUAAUAAAGUAUUAAGACAGUGUUUCAGAAUAUCAAGGCACACCUCCUUAGUUGUUUUAGGUUAGAACUCUACAAACAAUUUUGUGAAUGUUCAAAGUAUUUUGAGUUAAGGCUAGUUCAUACUUUGAAAUUUUUGCAGCAAAUUGCUGUUUCUAGGUUGAUUAAUCACACAAUACAUACUUUUCCUGCAUUUUCUUUCAGUGACAUUUGAGAAUUGGGUGACAUUUUAAAAUGUGCUUUAUACCAUUUAGCUUUUGCAAACAAGUUCUAAAGUUUUGGAGCAAAAGUGGUGUGGUCAAGAGUUGAAGUCUCAUAUAUCUUUAGUAGCACUCCCAUGAAUUAUUUCCAUGACAAUAACAAGUGUGUGUUCCAUAUCUGAUUGGGGCACUGGUUAGACUGCAUUAAUAGCUAAUGAAGAGUGUUAUUUGAUUAGAAUUCAAACUUUUAAAAUUUUGAAAUGUUUAAGAAUGUAUUAGAAAAUGCAUGCUUUAUGUUGAAAAAAUACAUUGCUUUAACAUUCCUCAUUCUUUAAGAAAUUUAUGUUAAUUUUGCAUGGGCACAAACUUAAUCAGAAACAUUUUGUGGAGUUACAUUUCCUCUUGUUAUUUAUCAAGGUUCAGUAUUGACUUGAUCUUUGAAACCUUGGUCCCUUUCAUUUACUAGUCACAUUGACCGAUGUUUUAUAGAAAUGCCUAGAAUUUUGAGACUAAUAGUAGUUAUCCAUUAACAUUCUAAAAGUUUUGUGCUUUUUUAAAAUUUGUUUUGGUAAUUACCACAUUUUUUUCUCUUACCUUCCUUUAAAUGGCCACAGUGUAUACUGCUUGAAUGUUCCAUCCAAAAGAUGUAGCUUCAGAAGCACAGUGAUUGCCCCAGGGUCCAUGAGAUAUUGUUUUUAUUAUGAAGUUGGAGUGCUGUCUACUGAAAUUAUACUCUUAAAUAAAUAUGUAUGUAGUGUGUAAUAUUUUCUAAUAAAUUCUUUUGAUAAACUAA